Molecule: messenger RNA, 3759 nt
Organism: Carlito syrichta (Philippine tarsier)
Lineage: Eukaryota; Metazoa; Chordata; Mammalia; Primates; Tarsiidae
Gene: DNAJC10
Product: DnaJ heat shock protein family (Hsp40) member C10
Exons: 23
Coding region: 64-2370 (768 amino acids)
Biological process (GO): protein folding in endoplasmic reticulum
Cellular component (GO): endoplasmic reticulum
Molecular function (GO): disulfide oxidoreductase activity
Source: RefSeq, a predicted model, not a curated record
GUGUAGUUCUGUGGGAUUAAAAAGUAGGUAUUAGAUAUGAGCUGAAGACCAUUCACGGUGUAUAUGGCCAUUUUAGUAGGCACAGAUCAGGAUUUUUACAGUUUACUUGGAGUAUCUAAAACUGCAAGCAGCAGAGAAAUAAGACAAGCUUUCAAGAAAUUGGCAUUGAAGUUACAUCCUGAUAAAAACCCGAAUAACCCAAAUGCACAUGGUGACUUUUUAAAAAUAAAUAGAGCAUAUGAGGUACUCAAAGAUGAAGAUCUACGGAAAAAGUAUGAUAAAUAUGGAGAAAAGGGACUUGAGGAUAAUCAAGGAGGCCAGUAUGAGAGUUGGAACUAUUAUCGUUAUGAUUUUGGCAUUUAUGAUGAUGAUCCUGAAAUCAUAACAUUGGAAAGAAGAGAGUUUGAUGCUGCUGUUAAUUCUGGAGAACUGUGGUUUGUAAAUUUCUACUCUCCAGGAUGUUCACACUGCCAUGAUUUGGCUCCCACAUGGAGAGACUUUGCUAAAGAAGUGGAUGGAUUACUUCGAAUUGGAGCUGUUAACUGUGGUGAUGAUAGAAUGCUUUGCCGAAUGAAAGGAGUCAACAGCUAUCCCAGCCUUUUCAUGUUUAGGUCUGGAAUGGCUGCAGUGAAAUAUCAUGGAGACAGAUCAAAGGAGAGCUUAGUGAGUUUCGCAAUGCAGCAUGUUAGAAGUACAGUGACAGAACUAUGGACAGGAAAUUUUGUUAACUCCAUACAAACUGCUUUUGCUGCUGGUAUUGGUUGGCUGAUCAGUUUUUGUUCCAAAGAAGGAGAUUGUUUAACGUCACAGACACGGCUCAGGCUUAGUGGCAUGUUGGAUGGUCUUGUUAAUGUAGGAUGGAUGGACUGUGCCACUCAGGAAAACCUCUGUAAAAGUUUGGAUAUUACAACAAGUACUACUGCUUAUUUUCCUCCUGGAGCCACUUUAAAUAACAAAGAGAAAAGUGAUAUUUUGUUUCUUCAUUCAUUGGAUGCUAAAGAAAUAUAUUUGGAAAUAAUACAUAAUCUUCCAGAUUUUGAACUUCUUUCAGCAAACACACUAGAGGAUCGCUUGGCUCAUCAUCGGUGGCUUUUAUUUUUUCAUUUUGGAAAACAUGCAAAUUCAAAUGAUCCUGAGUUGAAGAAACUAAAAACUCUACUUAAAAAUGAUCAUAUUCAAGUUGGCAGGUUUGACUGCUCCUCUGCACCAGACAUCUGUAGUAAUCUCUAUGUUUUUCAGCCGUCUCUAGCAGUAUUUAAAGGACAAGGAACCAAAGAAUAUGAAAUUCACCAUGGAAAGAAGAUUCUGUAUGAUAUACUUGCCUUUGCCAAAGAAAGUGUUAAUUCUCAUGUUACUACACUUGGACCUCAAAAUUUUCCUGCCAAUAACAAAGAACCAUGGCUUGUUGAUUUUUUUGCCCCUUGGUGUCCACCAUGUCGCGCUUUACUACCAGAGUUACGAAGAGCAUCAAAUCUUCUGUAUGGUCAGCUGAAGUUUGGUACACUAGAUUGUACAGUUCAUGAGGGUCUCUGUAACAUGUAUAACAUUCAGGCUUAUCCUACAACAGUGGUAUUCAACCAGUCCAAUAUUCAUGAAUACGAAGGACAUCACUCUGCUGAGCAGAUCUUGGAGUUCAUAGAGGAUCUUAUGAAUCCUUCAGUGGUCUCCCUUACACCUACCACUUUCAACGAGCUAGUUACUCAAAGAAAACACAAUGAAAUCUGGAUGGUUGAUUUCUAUUCUCCAUGGUGUCAUCCAUGUCAAGUCUUAAUGCCAGAAUGGAAAAGAAUGGCCCGGACAUUAACUGGACUGAUCAAUGUGGGCAGUGUAGAUUGCCAGCAGUAUCAUUCUUUUUGUGCCCAAGAAAAUGUUCGGAGAUAUCCUGAGAUAAGAUUUUACCCCCAAAAAUCAAAUAAAGCUUAUCAGUAUCAUAGUUACAAUGGUUGGAAUAGGGAUGCUUAUUCCCUAAGAAUCUGGGCUCUAGGAUUUUUACCUCAAGUGUCCAUAGAUCUAACACCUCAGACUUUCGAUGAAAAGAUAUUACAAGGGAAAAAUCACUGGGUGGUUGACUUCUAUGCUCCUUGGUGCGGACCUUGCCAGAAUUUUGCUCCAGAGUUUGAGCUCUUGGCUAGGAUGAUGAAAGGAAAAGUGAAAGCUGGAAAAGUAGACUGUCAGGCGUAUGCUCAGACAUGCCAGAAAGCUGGAAUCAGAGCCUAUCCAACUGUUAAGUUUUAUUACUACGAGAGGACAAGAAAAAAUGUUUGGGAAGAGCAAAUAAAUGCCAGAGAUGCAAAAGCAAUUGCUGUUUUAAUAAAUGAAAAAUUGGAAACUUUCCAAAAUCAAGGCAAGAGAAAUAAGGAUGAACUUUGAUGAUGUUGAUGAUGAAAAAAUUGAAAAGAAGUGCUGACAAGUGUCACCAGAAGACACCUUUGUAGAACGUUCCUACAUUUGUGGUGGGAAUAAGUGAACAUUAUCUUGAACUUGCAGUUGUGCUGCCAGAAUUCUGUACAACGUUGGUGUAAAAGAGGGGUCUGCAAACUUCCUGCUAAGGGCCAGAUCAUAAAUAUUUUAGGCUCUACAGACCAGAUGUGAUUCAUGCAUAUGAGAACAAGAAUAUGAUUGUCACAUAUUCUUUUCUGUUUUGUGUGUAUGUGUGUGUUUUUCUUAACCCUUUAAAAAACAUAAAAACCAUUCUAGCUCAGGGCCAUACAAAAAUAGGCCACAGGCCAAGUUCAGUCUGUGGGCUGGCCUCUAGAAAUGUUUGGGGUGGCUGACUACAGUGAGCCUGCUCUGCUAUCAUCUACAUAAAUGCCUAAGAUGAUAAAAUGCACUUGUCACUUAAAGUCUUGUGACUGGCCUAAAAAGAUAACUUGGUUUUCAGUCACCUAUUCUCCUAAAUUUGCUUUCUCUGACCAUAUUUCAUUUUAAAAACCAUCAUGAUGUGGCAAAAUAAACAUGCUAUUAUCAUGCUACAUUAUAAUUAAGAGAUUCUUCAUUUUGUUUUCUUUCCUUUUUAAAGGUUGAAGAAAUACUUUUAAUUUUUCACAACUAAUAAAUUUUUCUGUAACAGUUGAAUGCACAAAUUCUAUAGGUUACUGUUUCAUCUGGAAAAACAUGAGGGAGAAAAAUUAUAGCAGUUAACUGGACUUUGUCGAAUAUCUCAAAUAUAUCAAAUAUUUAGAGUUUUAUAUUUUACACAUAUAUGUUCCCUUAUUUUCUCAAAUUACUUUCAUAAAAAUUUUCCCAUGGAUAAUUGAAUUUGGUUUUUUUCUGUAUUACCAUGGCAGAUAGUUGACUUUUGAGGCAUCUUUCUAAUUUUUAUAUAUUUCCCUUCUGGGCUUUGUUUUUACCUGUAUCUUAUUUACAUUUUUAUAAUAGUUCUGGUUUUUCACUUAUGUUUAUAUUUAUUAUUCAAAUAGGAAAAAUAAUUUCACAGGUUUUUUUCACUGUAGCUCGUAAUGAUACUGUGAUUUUUCCAGUUAUUGGUUUACUGUCAGAGGGCUGCCUUUUUCAGAUCAAUAUUGGCAUAAUAACUGAAGUUAUUUUUAUAAGAAAAUCAAGUAUAUAAAUCUAGCAAUGGAAUCUUUUUAGUUUCUGAGUUGUUCAGACUCCAUCACAAAUUUUUUUUCUUGCAUCUUAACAAAAUUGUGAGUAACAUGUUGCUUAGUUACAAUUCAGAAUGUAUGGAAUGCUAAAAAUCUGAACUGAUCAAAAGAGGUUAACGAAUUAAAAAAAGCUUUCAGUUUUUCCAAAAACCUA